Chondrus crispus (carragheen) is the source of this 585-nucleotide messenger RNA. RefSeq lists its product as hypothetical. Gene Ontology annotation, molecular function: 1-deoxy-D-xylulose-5-phosphate synthase activity. Bases 1 to 585 code for a protein of 194 amino acids. Lineage: Eukaryota; Rhodophyta; Florideophyceae; Gigartinales; Gigartinaceae. The transcript is spliced from 2 exons. The record is from RefSeq and is a predicted model, not a curated record. Gene Ontology annotation, biological process: terpenoid biosynthetic process.
AUGAGUGAGCUACAAAAUAUGGUCGCCACAUCAUUGGCAAUUAACGAUAGCCCCUCUGUCGUGCGCUACCCUCGUGGAGUUGGGGUGGGUCAUGCGAUUGCGAUUGGCAAGGGUCGCAUCAUUCGCAACAAAGCUCCAAGCCCGAAGGAGGGUUCAGUCGCAAUUCUCAGUCUAGGAACCAGGCUCUUGGAGAACGUGAAAGCAGCCGAAGCUUUGGAGGCGAACAACAUCCCUGUCACGGUCGCUGACGCUAGGUUUAUGAAGCCUUUAGAUCGAGAUCUGAUUCGUAAGCUUGUCAAUGACCAUGAAAUUAUCAUCACUGUGGAGGAAGGUUCGAUCGGUGGGUUCGGAGACCAUGUGGUACACUUUGCUGUGCUCGAGGGUAUGUUGGACGAUGGAAAGGUCAAGAUCCGCCCCAUGGUUCUACCAGAUCGAUACAUUGAUCAUGGCAGCCAAGGUGAGCAGUACGAAGAAGCUGGACUGAGUGCAUCCCACAUUGAGGCGACAGCAAUGAGACUGGUAGGAAGGUCUGCUACAGUGUUGACAAGUGCACGUGCCCUUGAUCUUAACCAGAUGCAAAAGUGA